CGUGCCCAGCAGAAAGAAAAGCCGAGAAUUGCCCACAGAGAAAGCUGAGAAAAAUCUGUCAAAUUGCUUGACAGUUCGGAUAGGAACAUUCUACGCCAGACGCUUGAACGGAUCAGAACGGGGCACCCAAAACGGAGAAGUUAUAGAUUUAAUUGUUAAAUGAAUUAGGAAUAAUGCUGCCAAUUCUGAUGUGGAGACUUUGUUGGCUGCUGCUGGCGUUGGGCAUUGGCCUGACGCAUUGUCUGCCCAGUUUGGAGAAUAAAAGCCAUGCAGAGGUUCAACAACAGAUUGCUUGUCGACAGCCCAAGGCUCCGGGUCUGUGCCGUGGACGUCAGCUGCGUUAUGCCUACAACAAGGAGACGGGCAACUGUGAGAGCUUCUACUACACCGGCUGUGCCUCCACGGAGAACAAUUUCCUUACCUACGAAGAGUGUCGCAGGGACUGCAUGCAGCGCUUGCGCUACUAAAGCCAGGAUUAACUUUCACAUUGCUUAUUAAUUAUAUAUUUAUUGCCAUAACAAA
This is a messenger RNA of Drosophila subobscura, 522 nucleotides long. RefSeq names its product PI-actitoxin-Aeq3a. The record is from RefSeq and is a predicted model, not a curated record. Bases 174 to 467 code for a protein of 97 amino acids. NCBI's taxonomy places the organism in Eukaryota, Metazoa, Arthropoda, Insecta, Diptera, Drosophilidae. Gene Ontology annotation, molecular function: serine-type endopeptidase inhibitor activity. The transcript is spliced from 2 exons.